This is a messenger RNA of Linum trigynum, 4637 nucleotides long. Lineage: Eukaryota; Viridiplantae; Streptophyta; Magnoliopsida; Malpighiales; Linaceae. The record is from the annotation of a GenBank genome assembly.
CUAUGGAUGAAACCAUGGUUAGGCUAUUUUCUGUUCUUAAGUGUGGGGGUGUGAUUAACAUUUUCCUUGGCUGUUUGGUUCCACUUUGGGUUGUUCUUUUGCAGGACCAUGUCGACACCCAACCUCCGGCACCAGUUUGUUCAGGAUUUGAGAAGAGGGCCCCACCAGGAUCGUUUUCAGAACGUCCUGGCCUGCAAGUUUGGGCAGCAUCAUUACUGGUCGAAGCGCGAAUUGGAGAAGCUCAACUGCUACGAGCACCUCUCCCCCGUUGUCACCAACAAAUACUGGCGCCGCCUGCUCAACAUUCGCGCGACGGUUUACCAUGAGCUCGUGCUUGAGUUCUACACCACCUUCAAGCACGCAGCCACGGCCGAUUGGAAGGACGAAGCUGCAGUCCAGUUCCGACUCGGCGGUGAACCACGCUCUAUGAGUUACGACGAGCUGGCGGACGCCCUCGGCCUCAACAUGGUCAACGAUAGGGACUACAUCACAGAGAUCGCCGAGCCUGACAGGGUGGACUUCGGGAGGCUGUACUUCAGCCUCGCUCGGCCUCGUCAGCUUCCCUUCAAGGCGGGGAAGACGAAGGCCAGCACAUUGCAGCUUGAAAACCGUCUCCUCCAUCACAUGCUGGCCAAGUCUUACACCCCAGCCUCAGACAGUGCCAGCGCCAUCACCAAGAGAUCCCUGUACUUCAUCCAGUCCAUGCGCCAGAGGGAUCAUCCCCUACACUUGGGCUCGGUGGUGGCGAGGACCUUCGAGAAGAGUGCUUCUGAGCUGAAGAAACUCCACUGCACUCCCCUCAUCACCUGCCUGGCAGAGUACUUCCAGAUAUCCCUGCAGGGGUGCACAGAGCAGGGAGGGACCACUCCCUUUGGCCGGGCUACUCUCACCAAAAUGCUCCUACUUCGAGAAGAGCGAGAUGUCAUGUGGAUCGAGGGGUUUCCUCCACCUCAGAUUCCAGAGGCGGCCCAGCAGAAGGUUUCAGAGGGUGCAACUGAUGCGGAGGUCCAGCCCGAGGACGUGGAUGACACUGCUGCCGCCCGCCCCACCACCUUCGAGUACGGGGGUGGCAGUUCCAGUUUCCCGGGGCAGGAUUACUUUGCCUCCCAGUUCGAGCAGCUGCGUCUCCAGAACCAGCAGAUCAUCGACCAUCAGAUGCAGUUCCAGCAGCAGUACGCGGCUCACCAGGCCGAGUACCACCAGAGGAUGGCUGGUUACGAUGAGAGAUUGGACCAGCUCCAGACCCAGCAGGGAGUGACUCUCGCACACAUCGAGCGAGAGAGGCGCCGUUCACGGCGCAUGUAGGAGGUCCAGCAGCAUUUACUCCAGCUGCUACCGGGCGAGCAGCUAGUUUGGAGGACUCCCUGGGAGGACUCUCCACUUCCACCUCCCCCAGCGGAUGGUGAUGAUGGUGCUGAUGGUGGUGACGCCUUCAUGAACGACAUCGUCUUCGAUCUGGAUAACCUCGACGACGAGUAGGCUGUACUCGUUGCCCAUCUCAGUGUGUUUUGUUUUUCGUUUUAGACUUUUGUGUGUUUGCUCUAUUUGUGAGGAGCUUGAACUUAGUGUCGUUUGUUUUUGUUUUUGUUUUUUUUCUUUUGUGGAUUGUUUUUGCUAUAGCCGUCUGGGCUAGCACUUAUCCCUAACACAGUGUGCUAGUGUGUUCUUGAUGUUCGAUUCGUGCAGAACUGUCCAUCUUCCCGUUUGUAGGGGUUCAGUUUUUCAACUGUUUGCUUACCAACUGUGACUUGGAUUGAUUACUUGUUCUUGACAAUCUCUUAUGCAUCUAGUUCAGGGUAUCAGAAUGUGAGAUAGAGCAUAUAGGUAGCCAUGUGAGAUUUGAGCCUGCUCGUUUUUUUUCUUGUGCGAUAGAUCCCUCUUCCAUGAUGUGUAGUAUUCACGUUGUCACUAGCUAAGAUGAUGGGGGCAUAGGAUUAGCCCACGACAAAAUUUGACUGUCCUGAUAUGUCAUAUCCCCUAGUCAGCUCUUUUGAGCCGUGUGUUAUCCUUUCUUUUGGUCUGAAAUGAAAAAAAUCACCCUGUUUGCAUCUUUUAGAAGGUUCCACAGAGUGGGUUUUACAUAUUCUCUGCUGUUUCUGCUAAAUUUGAUGUGAGUGUUGGAGGUAGUGCUUAAAAGUUGAGCUGGGCAGGUAUUUGAAAUAUAUGCAGAAGUGGUGGCUCUCUUAAGAAAUGAAAAGAAAAUGAAAGAAAAACAAAGAAAAAUUGAAAGCAAAGAGAGCCACUACCAAAAAUCUGAAUAAUGCCCGGUAAGUAGUGUUUCUUAGCAGUCUGGCUUGGAAAUGCUGACAUUUUUACCUCCUUCGCUCUUGUGCUCUUGAGCUAUUGAGUAAUGCAGAAUAGCAGAAAGGAAAUAUCGGUUUGUUUGACUGUGAUUGCUUGGGUUUGGAAAUGUGGAACCUUGUGCUAUGAAUGCUUCCACCACCUAAAAGGCCUUUUCCCCAUGUCCAAGACCCUAGCCAGUCAUUUGAACCUGUGUCUAAGACCUCCUGAUUAGUUAGUGGUGACACCCCAUAUGUGAACUCGAGCAUUUAGAGGCUGCCAUCAUGGUGAAGAGAUGUUAGGAAUUGAGAGAAAUAGCAUGCGCAUUUUUCGCAUCAAAUUGUCCUGACCCCACUGGUCGAGAGUGAGUGAUUCAUUUUCAUAUUCUAUAUACUCUUGUACCCCGGUGAGGACCUAGACUGCUCGGUCUCUAUUCUGAUGUCUUGAGUUGGAUGCAUGAGUUGGCUGUUUUGAGUAAGUGGUUGAGUCAAGUCUAGGUUGGUUGGUGAACAGAAGGGAGACUCUUCCUUUACUCGAUUUUGCUGCACUCGAAUGUCCUUGGUGGUGGUUGUCCAGGUUGCUAUUGAAGUUGUUCAUGUAUUGAUGUUUGAAAACUAGUACGAUUCACGUGUUCUGUGCCUUUAUGACUUGUCCCCAAUGUUGGUUGAUUGAAAUAUGUGAGCUUACCUUGUGUCUGACUUGGUUUGCUUGGGGACAAGCAAACGGUUAAGUGUGGGGGAGUUUGAUAGACCGUUAAUUACACAUGAUUUUACCCCUGUUCUCACACCGUUUGAGAUGUGAUUUCUCGUGUUUUAAGCCGAUUUCACGCUAGGUUGUGCUUGUUUGUGAUAUUUCAGGUCCUAGUACGUGAAUGGAGGCUUGGGAGCGAGUUUGGGGUCGAUUGGACAAAGAUCGGGCGCGAGGCAAGUCACAAAGGAGGCCACACGGGCACACCCACAAAUCACACGGCCGUGCAACUCAUAUUUCUGGCCGUGUGAGAUUGUGCGAGAGCAAACACGGCCUGCCCUGACAACACACACGGCCGUGUGAAGAAGUGGCUUGGCCGUGUGACUUUCGCCGAGAGCAAACACGGGCAGAUGGAAGUCACACACGGCCGUGCGAACCUGGCCGUGUGAGAAGCCUGAAAAUCGAACUAAGUGGAACGCAACGUUUUGACUCACACGGGCAACUGGUUAUGCCACACGGCCAUGUGGCCCUGCCCGUGUGAGUCAGGAUUUCCUGGUUUUAACCCAAUUCCGGGCUGCAAGAGAGAGAAUCGGACUUUUUGAGCAAAAACAGAGCCCUGGAGAGAGAAAGGACGAAGAACACAUCCUAGAAGCCAUCUUGGAGCUGGGUUUCAUCAAAUCAAGCUUGGAGAUCGUCAUAGGAGUGGAAAUCAUCAUCCCAGAGCAGAUUCUUCCCAUCAGUAUGAGUAUGACUGCUUUGUAUCUUGUUUUCCUCUCUCUCUCUAUGGAGUAGAACCCCUCUCUCACUUGGGGAUGAAGAACCCUAGUUCUAUGUGUUAGGGAUUGAUUGUAAUGACUUGGGAUGAUAUUACUGUUUGAUUUUAAUCGAAUGAUGCAUGUUUAUUGAGUCAAUUGAAGUCUGAUCAACUUUUCCUGAUUCCUGCUGCAAUCUGAGAUAGAUAGAAUAUGAUUAGGUUGCUAGAGUCUCAUCAUUCGAUUGUAGGAGAUUGGCUAUACGAGAGUUAGCCAGUUUACUGCUUUGUACUGGAAUCCAAUUCCAGUAGUGGAGUUCUGUUCUUACUGCUUCAGCUUUCUAUCCCAGUGAAGACUAGUCGUCUGCCGGGUAGUUAGACUGAGAGGGCUUGGUCAGCUUAAGAGAUUCCAAGCUACUGUCGGAUCUUCCGCAGUCUAAUCAACAGUAAAUCAACCCAGGGAAAUACAAUUGAAACCUAACUAAGGAGCUAGGGGGAUUCAUUCCCGAGUGACUCUUACCUGCUUGAGAAAACCGAAUAAUUUCCUGCUUUCUUUCUGCUUUUGCUUUUAAACAACAAUCACAUACUUUAGUUGGCUAGAUAAUAGAGAAUCACUGAGUAAGCAGUAGACCUAGACCCCGGGUUGAUAAUAUAACUUGCCUGUUACUGCAUUCCCGGUCUGCGAUUACCCUUGGUCGCAGAUUGGUGUUGUGUUUUACCGUGUCAAGAUGGGCGUUGGUGUGGUCAAACCGCUUCAAACUAUACUGAACCAUUUUUGCGGUCGAGUCAAAGUGUCAAACCGCAUCAUUAUACCUGCGGUCUAAUAUGCGUUCUGAAUUUUUAGUAGCUCGCGGUUCGCAAUUGUAUCCGAAACCAAGCGGUUGCAGUCCAAAAUCGCAAAUAAUUUUUAUUCGGCCUC